This is a messenger RNA of Phacochoerus africanus (Common warthog), 5773 nucleotides long. It is a transcript of the gene PHF24, whose product is annotated as PHD finger protein 24. NCBI's taxonomy places the organism in Eukaryota, Metazoa, Chordata, Mammalia, Artiodactyla, Suidae. The record is from RefSeq and is a predicted model, not a curated record. The transcript has 8 exons. The coding region runs from base 177 to 1379 and encodes 400 amino acids.
GCGCGCCGCCGCCGCCGCCGCCGCCGCCGCCACAGCCUGCUGCUCCGCCCGCGCCGCCUGCUCCCAGCGCUCGGCCCCAGCACGUCGGCUCCUGAGCUGCUAUGGGCGGCGCGGGGCCCGCAGUGUAGAGUCCGCCAGCCCCGGACCCGCGUCCCGCACCCUGACGGUCCCGAGCCAUGGGGGUGUUGAUGUCCAAGCGACAGACAGUGGAGCAGGUGCAGAAGGUGAGCCUGGCUGUGUCUGCUUUCAAGGAUGGGCUGCGGGACAGGCCUUCCAUCCGACGCACAGGUGAGGUUCCAGGGUCCCGCCGUGGCACAGUAGAGGGCUCUGUCCAGGAAGUUCAGGAGGAGAAAGAAGCAGAGGCAAGCAUCCUAGCACUCCAAGAAGAGAGCAGUGUCAACCGUGCUGCCUGGGAGAGGCUCCGGGACGGGCGUGGAGUAGAGCCUGAGGAGUUUGACGGGACCAGUCGUUUCACACCCCCUGCCUUCAUCCGCCCCACUCGGAAGCUGGAUGAUGACAAGACUCCAGAUAUCUGCUUGGAGCCCAGAGAGCCUGUUGUCAACGAUGAGAUGUGCGACGUCUGUGAGGUCUGGACGGCUGAGAGCCUCCUCCCGUGCAGGGUCUGCACCAGGGUUUUUCAUGAUGGCUGCCUGCGCCGCAUGGGCUACAUCCAAGGAGACAGCGCUGCGGAGGUGACAGAGAUGGCACACACAGAGACAGGCUGGAGCUGCCACUAUUGUGACAACCUCAACUUGCUGCUAACUGAGGAGGAAAUGUAUAGCCUGACAGAGACAUUUCAGCAGUGUAAAGUCAUCCCUGAUUGCUCCCUGACACUGGAGGACUUCCUGCGCUACCGCCACCAAGCAGCGAAGCGGGGGGACAGUGACAGGGCUCUCAGUGAGGAGCAAGAGGAGCAGGCAGCUCGUCAGUUUGCAGCCCUGGACCCUGAACACCGAGGACACAUAGAGUGGCCUGACUUCUUGUCCCAUGAGUCCCUCCUACUUCUGCAGCAAUUGCGUCCCCAGAACUCUCUGUUAAGGCUUCUGACCGUCAAGGAGCGUGAGCGAGCCCGAGCCACCUUCCUGGCCCGGGGCAGUGGGAGCUCUAUCAGUGAGGCAGAGUGCCGUCGUGCCCAGCACUCUUGGUUCUGCAAACGCCUUGCAGAGGCUCCUUCCUGCAGUGUCAGUGUCAGCCAUGUGGGUCCCAUAGCAGAUAGCAGCCCAGCCGGCAGCAUUGGCAAGAGUCAGGACAAGGCCGUGCUGCCCACAGAGCCUGAGUCCAGAUUUGUGGACUGGCCUACCUUCCUGCAGGAGAAUGUCAUCUACAUCUUGGCUGCUCGCCCCAACAGUGCCGCCAUCCACCUGAAACCCCCAGGAUAGCAUGGAGCAGAGAAGCUCAGUUCAGGGACAGUGGCAUUCUCCCCUCCUUUCCUUUCUCCCUUCCCCCCACCAACCUCUGGUACUGAGACUUAUGAGGAUAGAGCACUGCCCACAUCUCAAAUUGUCACUAAGCUUUAUGCCACUGAAAUCAGCAUUCCCCUCACAACAGAGGCAGUAAAUGCAUUGUCACAGGGAGAAGCCCUGGGAGCUGUGGCAGCAUCCAUUCCUAGACCACCUCCUGCCCUCACCCUGUAGACUGGGCCUGCCACUGCACGUGUAUAUGCGUGUGUGUGCGUGCGCAUAUACACAUACACACAUCCCCCUAGCUGUCCAUGCCUUCAGAGACCUGGUUCUUUUUCAUUGUAAAAGAGCCAAAGUUCUUUUGUGAAACCCCUAAUAUUGUUGAGGGGGGUCUCUUCCCCUUCAUUCUUAAUAAGAGGGAAUAUCAGACUCACAUGCUCUCCUAGAGACGCCAACAGGCUCCCGCUUUGCACACUGUGAGCCACUGUUCUGGUAGGUGUAUGCUAUGUCCUCAGUGUGUUGAGGUGGGGAAAUUAUUUAAAACCACCACUUCAGCCCAUUUAUUUAAAUUCCAGUUGCUGAUGGCAGAGAAGGCACCGGGUGUGGGGAGUCCUACUUAAAAAAGGGGGAGGCAACCCCUCCCAGGGGCCCAGAAUUCUAGGAACCUCUGAGCCAGAUCAUUCAAGUCCAAGUCUUUAUUUAGCAGAAUAGUCAAAAACCAAGGUGAGUCAUCCUGGCCCCUGUUUUUCAGACAGGCGUUCAUGCCCCAGAGCCCAAGGGGCCUGAAUGGAACAGGUAUAGUGGCAGGGGUCACAGCCCUCUGGGUUAGGGGCUUCACCUAGGUCAGCUAUCACACAGACCCAAUGCCUGAGCUCCAGUGAGAACAAGGUCUGGAUGGACGAGGAAAGAAGGCCCGUGCUUUUCCAUCCUUCCAGCUCAACUCAGCUGUAGACCUAGAAAAGUAUGCCAUGGUAUGGAGUACAGAGCCAGCUUCUUCUGCCACCCAAGAAAGAGCAACUCCACCAAAGCCCUAAGCAGGGACUCUUUUCAACCACCUGACAAUGAGGAUUAGAGGCUGGAGCUAAGAAGAGGAUUUGCAUCUCAGUUCUCUUGAGCACAGAAAGUCUCAGCAAAGCCUCAUAGAAGAAGGAGGUGUUCCCUUCUCUUCAUUACUGAGAUAUGGCCUGAGUUGCUGCUUCUCCCCACUGCUCACUACACAUCCUUCCCCACCAGCCUAGGGUCUGGGCCUGGCAUGGGAUGACUCUAGGGCCAAGAAGAGGCUGCCGCAAGACCAUCAAGCCCCAGCUGUCCUUCCUAAGUUCUCAAUAAGCUCACUGAAUCUUGCAGGUCAGCCCUGGCCCUUGGGAUCAAGUUUCUGUUUCCAACCUAAUGACAGGUUUAGCCAGGUCUGACUACCAAGAAUUAUUCAAGAGGUGGUUGGCUCAGUCAAGUGGGAGCUAACAUAUCCCCAUUGCUCAAGGCACUUCUACAGAAGAAGCAGCAUACAGCUCAGUGUUGCUCAGAGGAAAGGAGGGAGCUAUAACCAAGGGCAUGAUAAGAGCACUAUAUGGCCUUCUCCUAUAGAGACUGCCUGACCUAGAAGCCAAGUGAGAAACCUCUUGGGUUGGAUGAUUUCAGACUGAAAUGAAGUAGAGAGAAGAUGAGUCUGGGUUAAUGUGUAUGGCUCUGAACAUUUAAAAGCCCACUCUUUUAAAUACUUACUUCUUAGCUAUACUCCCAAGACUAAUCAGUAGGAGGGGGCAUUAUUCAGUUUAGCCAAAAAAAAAAAAAAAAAGGAAGCACAUGACUCUUGGACCUAGGGUCUGUAUGUCAAGCAGCCUGGCCUGGCAUUUUGGUUUUGCACUAAGAAAAUUAAAGCACAUUAAGCACAGGGACUUUUGAUUACUUUCCUGGCAAAUCACCUUCUGUGCCAAUGGCCUUGGGCUGCUUGAUCUCCCAGACAAGGCAUUUUGAGUAGAAACAAGCUCUGGGCUUUGAGAGCUAAACAGGUUUUUUUUCCUACGUCAUCAUCAGUCACAAGGACUGGAAAUUAGUCGUCUUCUCUAAUCCUUCACAAACAAACAUGAUGCAUACUUCUCUGGAGCUGCAGCUUCUAGCUUUCUUUGGGUGAGUGGUAAAGACUGUGGCCAGAUCAGGCCGGUUAUAUCCCAGGGUCUGGCAAAGCAGGCCCCAGAGUGCUUCCACAACAGGAUCAGGCCCAUUUUGGAUCACCCAUCUCCCUCUAUGCCAGGACAGCAAGCUUCCUUGGUGGUGGUGUGCUGCUUAGUGUCCAGGGGAUACUGCCCCCAGCAAAGGAUAGCAUUCCUAGUCCACAAGAGUCCUAAGAAGCAGAAAAGCAUGGAGAAACAACCAGCCUCUUCUUUGUGGGCAUCUAGCUUUUACCAAAGGAGAGGUUCCAUUGCUCCCCAAGUCCAGAGUUGCAGAGGCUCCACCGCAACCCCCCCUUCUGAGAUCUCCCUUUGCAGAAUCCUAAUCCAUGGACCCCCUCAGCAGUAUAUAUGGUUAUGUUCAAACUUCUAAUAACCUAGUAAAGCCCAUUCCCUUUCCUUUUCAAACUCUUUCAUCAUUGUGACUGUCUGAAAUUCUGCCACGUACAGAAAUUAGUGUCUCACUCCAAUAAGUGUAUGAGAAAAACAUUUCAAUCUUCUUGGCUGCCCAAAAUUUCAGAGAUCAGUUCUUUUCCCAAACCACCCACCCUACUCCCAUCUAAGGGAGGCUCAGGUUACAUAGAUGCUCCUCUGAAGAUUAUUUUCCCUAAGUCUGUUUUUCACCCAGUGGUCCUCUUCUCCGUGCUCAGAUUUAAAGACAGGGUGUCUGGAUGACACAGUGGAACUGCAAGGACAGAGGGUCAGCUGAGGCAAUAGCUGUGGCCAUGCAGUCUCUUCAGGUCUGCUCCAUGGCUUCCUCUCCUGAGACCAGCAUUCCAAUAGAUGUAGGCUCUGCACUUCUGAGCAAUGGCCCCUUUGAUCCCAGAGAUGGAGCCGUUCCUUUGUUCCUAGUUACUGGCCCCUUUCAAAUACUCUUCCUUUGAGGAUAGCCAUGAAUGAAGCCACCCAUGAGCACGUUGCCUCUUUCUGUCCUCAGCCUAAGCAUCUGAGGCUACAGAGCAGACACUGGCCUUUCUGGCCCUGGUGCUCCCUAUGGGAUGUCACCUUGGCCUUGUUUGAGUAGACAGAUCUGGAAUUUCCCCAUUCCUAUCAACAAUAUGGAAAGCUCAGAGUCAAACUGCCUGGGAAGAGGGCCCCUUACUGGGGAGGUGGACUGGGGAUAGAGCCUCAGCCUCAACCAUUGCAGGUCUCGUGGCUUCAGUAAGAGUGCUGCCAAGAUGCCCUAAAUGCAAGAGGGAAGCUCAGCAGAAAAAUGUCUGGCAGGGCUCCAGGCCAGCCAUGACUAACAGGACCAAGAGUAACCUCUAGGCAGGACUGGUAGCAGGUUCUAGUGAUCCUGCAGGCAUGUCCCCUUCAAACCAUCAGGGUAAACGCAAAUGUAUAUUUGAUGUUUAAAAGACAGAAUAAUAUCGAUGCCAGAAUUUCUGGACAUCCAAGCAGCACCUGUAAUCAUAACCCCUAUUUAUCCUUUAUUUACAAUAGAAUAAAAUUGCUUUCUCCAUGUCACUUAGUUCAUACCCAGGAUUUCUUUCUGGGCCCUGAGCUGUAGCCCAGACAAGAGAGGUCUCGAGUAGAGAAUAUUAAUGCAUCAUGCCUCUUCCUGACAGCUCACCUUGGAGUGGGGUGGGACUGAGCAUUUUCUCUGCUGUUGUUUUCCUGCUGCCUCUGCUUUUGGCAACUUUGAAAGAAAAUGAACAGUUUACCGGAUAUCCAACAGACCCAAACUAACACUAAGGAAAACCUUUUUACCUCUGGGUCACAUGCCCCAGUAAUGGAGACCCAGAUAAUGGAGAGGGUGUCAGCUCUGCUCAGGCCAGGGACUAAGAAGCCCAAUCACAUUCCAGUUUGUAUAGCAUGGGUUGGCAUGACCACAGAUAAGAACAGCGAGGUGUAAGUAACAAGGGCUUUCCGUAUAUAUGGUGAAACAAAGGCCUUCAAGCCUAGCCUCCUGUAAGAGAUGGCUUCUUGGUCUGUCUCCCAGCCAAACACAGGCCUGUGAGGAGGGCUCUGAGAGCACUUAAGUAACAAUAAGGAUCUAAUGGCUUCUGGUCCCUCCCUUCCUAUGUGCUUUUCUGCAGAAGGUAACUUGACAGUAAGCUCAGGGGAAUAUCCCCAAGCUUGAUCUGUCUUCCCACUACUACAGCUGCAUGUUCUUCCCCAUGGUUCAGCCUUCACUCCAGAAGGAGCUGAUGCUCCCAGAGGCUGGGCAUAGUGGAAAUUACAAUAAAAAAAAUUGUGAUGCUG